AACAACAGAUGUGAUGGAGAGUUUUCCAUAUGACAUGUCAAAAAGAAGCUUGACCAGUUAUGUUAAUACAGACCUGGAUGAUUUACUAUAUAAAAUGAAUACUGCAAAUAUAACUAUUAGUAAAUCACUAGAGAUGGCUGAGAGGUUUUUGAACAGCACAGAAAUGAACACGGAGGACCCCACCUUUGACCAAAUUGUAAACUUCCUCGAUUCGAUUCUCAAUAUCAGUGUCAAGCUCCAUUCGCAGGAAGUUCUUUCAGACUGGAAUACAUACAACUGGACACUAAAAAAUAUUGUGCUUUUAACCAAUGGCAUCUUACAAAUUGCUCUUUCACCCUGCUCUCAGAUAAAUAUUACAUCUAACCAGAAACAAAUCUUAACUGACCAAAUGAUUGAAAUUAUGAACAAUGUUCAGUUGGCAUCAUCGCAGGCUUUGAUGCCUGGUCAUGCACCAAUUGUUAUUGAUACCUCAAUAUGCAGUAUUUUCAUCAACAGUUACAAUUCAACGGAACUUAUGAGUAAGAAACUGGAGAUCUCAAGUGAUGAAGUGAGUGUGACACUUCCGUCAACUAAAGCAUUACAAGACAUAAUUGUUAACAAGUAUGCUUACAUAACUGUUCAGAUGACCAGCUACAGCCAGAGCCCUUUCAAGAACUCAGGAAAUGUAACUAUCACAGGCACUGUUGGAAGUCUAACAUUAACAUCAAAUGGCAGAACUAUUAGGAUAAACAAUUUAUCUGAGCCCUUUGAGAUUUUCCUUCCUCAUUCAAGCAGUGGCAGUGCUGGUGUCAUGUCAGUAAAUACAUCUGGAGACCCUGUAAUCAAUAGUUUUAACAUCUCCUCUCUAAGAGACACUGUUGUUGUUUCUAUAACCUGUAGUAAAAACGUCUCCAUGUUGUUGUAUCUAGCAAAAGGAUACCAGCCAAAUAGUAAAAACUUCAGCUACAUGACUACUCUCUCAUCAAAUUCUAAUGGUGGCUAUCGAUGGCUUGUGACACCAAAAAUGCUAACACUGGGGACAGGAGAAUGGUUUCUUUCAAUUGCUCCAGUCAAUUACACUAACACGACAAAUAUGACAAUAAGUAUAUCCACCUUUAGUGCUCAGUGUGUGUUUUGGAAUGAAACAGCUAAGGAAUGGAGCAAUGAAGGCUGUGAGGUUGGCCCGGAUACUCAGCUUUGGCAGACACAUUGCUUGUGUAACCAUCUGACUUUUUUUGGGAGCUCUUUCUUUGUGCUGCCCAACCAAGUUGAUCUAUCCAAAACAGCAGAGUAUUUUUCACGCAUUGCUGACAAUCCUGUAGUGGUGAUACUUCUCUCAGUGUUCUUCAGUCUUUAUGUAAUUACUGUGGUGUGGGCUUGGUGGAAAGAUAGGAAGGCAACUAGUAAGAGCAAGCUGACAAUUCUGCAUGAUAAUCAGCCUGGUGCUCAAUAUCGGUACUUGGUAACAAUACAGACUGGACAUCGACAUGGAGCUGGAACAUCUGCCAAGAUCCACAUUUGCUUAGUUGGCACUGAGAUGGAGACUGAGCCCCACUACUUGAUGGACCCAGAGAAGCCAGUUUUUGAGAGAGGAAAUGUUGAUAUGUUCCUACUGACAACACCCUUUUCUCUUGGUGAGCUACAGUGUUUGCGGAUCUGGCAUGAUGACCACGGGAAGAAUCCUAAAUGGUAUAUAGGUAAAGUAGUUGUACUGGACCUGGAAACCCACCAGAGAUGGCACUUUCUGUGCAACACAUGGAUAAGAUCUGAGGCAGGCAAGGGCCAGGUGGAAAAAUCAUUCACCCCAGCACAGAUGACGGAGGUUACUAGUUUUAGCAACAUCUUUGUCAGCAAGACAACAAAUGAUCUCCGAGACGAGCACAUCUGGAUAUCGAUAGUGGAUCCUCCUCACCGUAGCCCUUUCACUCGAGUACAGAGGGUCUCCUGUUGCAUGUGUCUGCUUCUCUGCACUAUGGCCAUUAAUAUUAUGUUCUGGAAUCUGCCCAAGGACACACAGUCACCUGUAAUUUUUCACAUCUCUAACAGUGUGGUGUUAACCUGGCAGGAGCUGAUGAUUGGAAUUGAAAGUGCCUUCCUCAUGUUCCCUAUAAACAUCCUCAUUAUCACCAUCUUCAGGAGUAUCCAGCCAAGAAAUCCUUGGAGCAGGCAGGAAGAAAGUAAAAAGAAAAUGGUACAAAACUCAACCUACAAUGAUCCAACCCAGAAGACGCUUCUUCAGGAUACAGCUGACCUUGUGGUGACACUUUGUAAAAGCAGAAAGAAUGAUAUAGCAGAGCUGCAGAAAGAACUGAAAACUGAGCAGGACUUCUUAAUUGCACUGGAUGUAAUUGAUGGAUUUGUUUUACAACUACAGGGGAACAUGGACAAUCCAAACAGCAGUGAUCUCCACUGGAUCUACUGUAGCCACUAUUUGUACAACAGAAUGCAGCACAUUUCCACAUGCCUGGAGGAGAUGGGACCAAUGUCAUUUUGCUCUGAAGAGAAUUACAGAUAUUCACACCAAAGAUUAACGCAGAUGGCACAGCAAGUGGCAAAACUAGUGUCAAGUUACUGCCCGCAGAUACCAUCUGCUGUAGUGAAGCCUCCCAAACGCCCAUGCUGUACCUGCCGAUUGCCUUGGUGGUUUGUUUUUGUUGGAUGGGCUCUGCUACUAACAAUCAGUGUUGUCUCUACAUUUUUUACUUUGUUAUAUGGCUUUGUUUAUGGAAAAGAUUUGUCUAUCAAGUGGGUCUUAUCCAUGGGGUUGUCUUUGUUUCAGAGCAUCUUCAUACUUCAGCCAUUAAAGGUUGUAUUCCUGGCAAUCUUCUUUGCACUGAUUGUUAAAAAGGUGGAGGAAGAGGAAGAAGUGGAGACUCUUCUCUUAGGUGCUACUGGGACUCCAUUAUGCCCACCACAUAUCUGAAAGAAAGCUAUGAAAACAUAUAGAUCUGAAAAGCGGAUCAUGGAUGGAGAAAGCACUUCAGCCAUGUUCAGAAGCAACAAUGGACCUCAGCAGCUGACCCUAUUAUUGUUAUUUUUACAGCAUGUUAGUCACAUUUUGACAUUCAUAUAUAUAUAUAUAUAUAUAUAUAAC
This is a messenger RNA of Polypterus senegalus (gray bichir), 3073 nucleotides long. It is a transcript of the gene pkd1l3, whose product is annotated as polycystic kidney disease 1-like 3. Gene Ontology annotation, biological process: detection of mechanical stimulus. The record is from RefSeq and is a predicted model, not a curated record. The coding region runs from base 14 to 2902 and encodes 962 amino acids. Gene Ontology annotation, molecular function: protein binding; calcium channel activity. NCBI's taxonomy places the organism in Eukaryota, Metazoa, Chordata, Cladistia, Polypteriformes, Polypteridae. Gene Ontology annotation, cellular component: membrane. The transcript has 20 exons.